Molecule: messenger RNA, 1470 nt
Organism: Thyridium curvatum
Lineage: Eukaryota; Fungi; Ascomycota; Sordariomycetes; Thyridiales; Thyridiaceae
Exons: 6
Coding region: 1-1470 (489 amino acids)
Biological process (GO): transmembrane transport
Cellular component (GO): membrane
Molecular function (GO): transmembrane transporter activity
Source: RefSeq, a predicted model, not a curated record
AUGUCGUCUCGAAUCUCCAUGCAGAAAGCGGAUACAGACCUCCAAGAGUUCACGCAACCCAGUGACUUCGAACGCGGAAGCACUGAAGAUGCAGACUGGCGCAAAAGGGAGAAGGCGCUCGUCCGCAAGCUGGACUGCUUCAUCGCCCCUGUCAUGAUGCUCCUCAUGCUCAUCAGCUAUCUCGACCGUGGCAACAUUGGUUUCGCCGCAACACAGGGCAUGACGAAGGAUAUCAACCUGAAGGGAUCUGAGCUGAAUACUGCCAUCUCAGUCUUCUACAUCUUCUAUAUCCUUGCCGAGUUUCCCACGUCAAUCCUGGUCAAGCGCCUGCAGUUCAACCGCGUGAUCCCAACAAUCACCUUCUGCUGGGGUAUCGUCUGCCUCUGCACUGGUUUCGUUCAUUCUUUUGGCCCUCUUGUCGUCUGCCGAGUCUUGCUUGGCUUUUUCGAAGGAUGUCUCUUUCCUUCUAUGACACUCUUCCUCUGCAACUGGUACAAGCGCGAAGAGCUUGCAGUCCGGGUUGCCUUUCUCUUUGUCGCGUCUGCCCUUUCUGGAGCUUUUGGUGGGCUCUUGGCUUGGGCCAUGCUCAAGAUGGAUGGAGUAUCUAAUAUGGCUGGAUGGCGGUGGCUUUACAUAAUUGAGGGCAUUAUCACAGUAGCCUGGGCUGGAUGUUGCAUUUUCGUGGUUCCCAAGAACUAUGAGACGGCCUACUUCCUCAAUGCGUCAGACAAGGCCAUCAUGAGACGUCGAGCCGAGGAGAUGGAGGCCUACAGCGGCGGCUCCGGCCAUUACAGCAAGAAGGAGAUCAAAGAAGCCGCCAAGGAUAUCAAGAGCUGGGCACAUGGUGUGAUACAAAUCGCAGUGGUAACUAUCCUCUACGGUUUUGGCACGUUCCUGCCAAUCAUCAUUAAGGAUGGGUUCCACUACUCUACCGUCCAAGCGCAGUAUCUGGUCAUUCCCGUCAACCUCUGGGGUGCUAUCGUCUACGCUGUAGGAGCCGUCUUGUCUGACAAGUACUGCAAGCGCUUCCUGCCUCUGAUCAUCUGCGCCCCGUUUGGCAUCGCCGGUUACGCUAUCUUGCUCUGUGACGUGGCACCUGGCGUGCGCUACUUUGCCACGUAUCUCAUCGCCACUGCUUGUUUCCUUUGCACGGGCGGUAACAUUGCCUGGCUCUCCUGCAACUGUGCGCCGGAUGGCAAGCGUGCCGCCAGCUUGGGAAUUCUCCUGACCUUGACAAACAUCGGAGGGAUUGUUUCUGGUCAAAUCUACCAGAGCAAUGCAGCUCCUGCCUACACCCUGGGCCAUGCUUGGUCCCUCGGCUGUCUGGCCUUUGCAUGGCUGGGGUGGUGGAUUGUGCGACUGAUCUACGUCCGUCGGCAAGCUGCAAAGGAACAGGCACUGGCUGAAGGGGUUGUGGUGCCCGCAGAGGAGUACACUGACCGAGCACCAGACUUCAAAUACCAGAUCUAG